GCUCUUCUUCUUUUUCUCCCUGACAAGCCCCUCCCCAACCGCCGACUUCCUCCUUGAAAAUUGGUGACAAAGCUUGGAUAUUUUCCCGUCUUUCUUGUGCAAGAACAAGCUAUGGGACUUAGAACCCUCCCUCUAAAGCUGGAAACUGCCGAUCUGCUCUGUUCUUCCUUCCCGUCGGCAAGCUGUUGUGGGUGUGUGGGUGUGAAAUUUUAGGUCUUUUCGAAUUGCCGCCGCCUCUUCCCCCUGCCAGGUCCGGUUCUGCAGCUGGAAAAAUUCUGGUAUGAUGGCCACUCCUCUAAGUCCGAAUUACCCACUUAAUUGCUGCUUGUUGAAUUUUAAUCCACUUAGUGCUACCCUUGUGCUGAAUAUCGUGUUUCAAUUGGGAGGAAACAAUGAGGCUUUGGUUAGGUUCUUGAUCCUUAGUUCACUUUAGCACUUGAAUCAAGUCUUCGGUUUUAUGCGAGUAAGGAAGCGAAGUCAAAGACAAGGAAAAACGAGGGGAGUGACGAGUUAGAAGGUUAGCCAUUUGUAAUCGGAUAUAAGUUUUAGAUAUUAUCAUUCUUUUGUAAGAUAGAUUUUUCCUUGAGAUUUUAUGGUAUCAAAAUAGAUUUUGUGGAAUGGUUAAGUUUCGAGUCUUGUGCACUUGUGGGACCCGUCUUAUAAGUGUACGGCAUCUUAUACCCUCGUAUUUGGGUUUUGGGGCGUGACAUAAACUAUAAAAACUAAAGGUGAGU
Rubroshorea leprosula is the source of this 734-nucleotide messenger RNA. NCBI's taxonomy places the organism in Eukaryota, Viridiplantae, Streptophyta, Magnoliopsida, Malvales, Dipterocarpaceae. The record is from the annotation of a GenBank genome assembly.